Messenger RNA from Boleophthalmus pectinirostris (great blue-spotted mudskipper), 4401 nucleotides. It is a transcript of the gene tead1b, whose product is annotated as TEA domain family member 1b. The transcript has 14 exons. Gene Ontology annotation, cellular component: transcription regulator complex. The record is from RefSeq and is a predicted model, not a curated record. The coding region runs from base 378 to 1664 and encodes 428 amino acids. Gene Ontology annotation, molecular function: DNA-binding transcription factor activity, RNA polymerase II-specific; RNA polymerase II cis-regulatory region sequence-specific DNA binding. Gene Ontology annotation, biological process: embryonic organ development; regulation of transcription by RNA polymerase II; hippo signaling. NCBI's taxonomy places the organism in Eukaryota, Metazoa, Chordata, Actinopteri, Gobiiformes, Gobiidae.
AUCUCUGACAGUGCGCGAAGCCAUUCACCUACACCUUCCUGGCUGGCCCAGAAACUCCCGAAAAACUUAAAUUUAUAAAAAAUAUUUUGUAAAAUCCCAUCACCAAAAAAGGGACAAUUUUAUGAGAAAAAUCAGUGACCAGUUGGACUCAUCCUGGAGUUGUCCGGGAUUUCCUCGGAGGAUUUUCGGAUCACCACCUUGAAAACACCGCGGAAAGAACAGACUUGUUGCUUCGGCGACUUUCCUCCCUUUCGUUUUCCACAAAGUUUUGUGUCUCCCCCUAGUUUGCUCCAGGCUUCAGCUUGGAGAGCCUCACCGCCACCAUUGACCCGAGCAGUUGGAGCGGCAGCGAGAGUCCUGCCGAAGACCUGGAGAGGAUGAGCGACUCAACUGACAAGCCAGCGGACAAUGAUGCGGAGGGAGUGUGGAGCCCGGACAUCGAGCAGAGCUUCCAGGAGGCGCUGGCCAUUUACCCCCCCUGUGGGCGCAGGAAGAUCAUACUGUCAGAUGAGGGCAAGAUGUAUGGCAGGAAUGAGCUGAUUGCCAGAUACAUAAAGCUGCGAACUGGGAAGACGAGAACUCGGAAACAGGUGUCUAGUCACAUACAGGUCUUAGCAAGAAAGAAAGUUCGAGAAAUCCAAGCUGCCAUUAAGGUGUCUAGUCACAUUCAGGUUCUUGCCAGAAGGAAAUCUCGUGAGUUUCAUUCCAAGCUAAAGGAUCAAGCCGUGAAGGACAAAGCGCUCCAGAGCAUGGCCUCCAUGUCGUCCGCUCAGAUCGUCUCUGCUACGGCCAUUCACAACAAACUGGGGCUGCCAGGCAUCCCGCGCCCAGCCUUCCCCGGAGCAGGGUUAUGGCAGGGCAUGAUAUCAGCUGGGCAGCCGGGAUCCUCACAAGACAUUAAACCGUUUUCACAACAAGCAUAUCCAAUCCAGCCAACAGUUACAACAGCUAUUUCAGGUUAUGAGCCCUUAACUGCCCAGGCCCCAGCAGCGCCUGCCUGGCAGGGGCGCUCAAUUGGGACGUCCAAACUGCGACUGGUAGAGUUCUCUGCUUUUCUAGAACAACAGAGAGACCCAGACUCUUACAACAAACAUCUAUUCGUACAUAUUGGUCAGACAAAUCACUCCUACAGCGAUGCUCUCUUGGAGUCCGUGGACAUCCGGCAAAUUUAUGACAAAUUUCCUGAGAAAAAAGGAGGGCUAAAAGAGCUUUAUGGAAAGGGUCCUCAGAAUUCCUUUUUUCUUAUAAAAUUUUGGGCGGAUUUAAAUUGCAACAUCCAGGAUGAAAAUGGAUCAUUUUAUGGUGUCACAAGUCAAUACGAGAGUUCUGAGAACAUGACCAUAACAUGUUCCACAAAAGUCUGCUCCUUUGGCAAACAGGUGGUGGAGAAAGUCGAGACUGAAUAUGCCCGGUUUGAAAAUGGCCGCUUUGUCUAUCGCAUCAGCCGAUCUCCCAUGUGCGAAUACAUGAUCAACUUCAUCCAUAAGCUCAAGCAUCUCCCUGAGAAAUACAUGAUGAACAGUGUGCUGGAGAACUUCACCAUCUUAAUGGUGGUGACAAACAGGGACACACAGGAGACGCUGUUGUGCAUGGCGUGUGUGUUUGAGGUAUCCAACAGUGAACAUGGAGCUCAGCAUCACCUUUACAGACUGGUGAGGGAGUGAGUGAGCUCCUCUUCUACAGACUUUACCCUAGUGGCAGUGCCUCGAUUAAAGUCCUGCAUACAUGGCUUUUUUUGCGUCAUCAUUUGAGUGACAUCCAUUGUCCUUGAUUUUUGUAUUUGACUACAGCUGUGAAUUAAGGUACAGUUGUUUUAUGUUUUAAAAAGGAAAUUGCAUUUUGUUUGGUAUGAUUGUUGAUAAAUGUUUAUAAAUAGUAAAUGUAAAUCUAUGUGAUGUCCUCUGUUUUAUGUAUAGAAGAGAAAAAUACUCACCCUUUUUAAGUGGUCUUAAAUGUUUUUGUAGCUUUGUUUAGUUAAUAACUAUUGCCUAUAAAAUCGAUUUCCACAGCUCCCAGUAGAUUUCCCAAAGAAAAAGAGUGCCAUUGUAAGUGUAUUUAAAACCACACAAUAACAUAAAAAUCAGGCAGCCUUUCAGAUUUAUUACAUUACAUGCACUCCAAGUUUUCUACACUAACUGUAAAGCACUGUGAAAUACAUUAGGUUUGAGUUCACUUACAUUUUAGGCACUUGUCAUUAUAAUAUAACAUCUUUUAAAUUAAAAGGGAUUACUCAUAUUGUAAACUGGUUUAGGUUUUAAAAUACUCCACUAAAUUUACAUUAUGAACUAGAUCUGUUUAUUGAAUGAAAAAGCAGAAAUAAAAUGAUACAUUUCCCUCAAAAUACUAGUUUGGCAUGUACCAAAUUUUAAGUUUUGCAGGUGACUGCUCUAACAGAACACUCAAGUUUGCACAAAAGCAGUCACUUGGGCUUGCCUUAGUCAUGCACAUAUUCUGGACUAGUUCACUGUGCCCCUUGACCACCUUAAACUUUUUAAACAUUGAGUGACAACUACGUUCUCAAUCAUACUGUGCUCAUGUUUUUGAGUGGCCUUUGCAGUUAUAGCUGUGUAAACACCAAACCAUGCCUCUAAUGAUGAGUAAGUGCAUUGAAAUAGAAAUUCAAAUUUGCCAAAGGUAAAAAGUACUGUGCCUUGUACUCAACCCUUUAUUUCAUGAAUAAACCAAGUCCUUGGCUGUUUAUUAUUGGCACUGAGAUAAAUUACUGUAUGUACAGUGUUUUUAGUCCACAUUACAAUGUUAGUUUGACAUGAUACAUAAUAUGAAUAGUAUUUUAUAGACCAACCACUGUACCACUGGUUAUUGAGGACAUCGGCCUUUACAAGUACUAUAGAAACCCUGAGACACUCCAGUAUGUCCUGUGUGGUAGCAGGAAGUGCCUUUGGUUUGAGAACCGUAAAACAGAUCAGACAAAUGAACCAAAAUCACAAGCGGCAACAGUCACCAAAAUGCCUUUUUAUAUGCUGGAACGAAUAUUCAAAUAUUCGAAUGUGUUACACUGAAAACAUUUACUGCACUAAUUAAUCCAGUAUGUCUCUGUUGUUUAUUCUGCGCUAACCCCCAAUAAAGGUGGUUGAUGACAAUAUUCAGAUGAUAUUACGAUAAUCCCAACGUGCCUGUAAAUAUCUUGAUUGAGGUUCAAGUAUCACACAAAACAUUUGGACAUUUUUUUCUUUUUGUUUUUUUUCCCCUCAAAUUGUUUUAUUAUAGACAAUAUACAUUUCUAUCUAAACAUAAAUAAAAAUAAAUUGGGAUAAAAGGGGAAUUGACAUAUUUUGGCACUUUGUCUUGCAUACCUUUAGGCUACAUGACCUUAGGCAACAUAAUCCUUGAAUAAUUACUCUUGAAUGUCCAGUAUUUUACUGUGUAAAUGUAUUUAUUAAUAGGAUAUCUUUUGUGAUAUAUCAGCGAUGGAUUCUUCUUUAACAUUUUAUGAGAAUGUAACAAGUUACUUUUAGAAUGGUCCUGAAAGUAGAAAUAUGUUAAAUGACACAACACAGGGAAACUCAUUGUGGACACUUGCAGGUUCAAGUGUUUUAGGGUGAUUAUGGAAGACUGUAUUCCCUUUAUAAAUACCAAAUCAAUAUAGACAUUAAGGUUGGGCUAAAUAAAGCCUUUAAACAUUGAAACUGAUCCAUUUUUAAUGUCUAAAUGUGGAUGAGGCCAUUGCUUGUUUAUAACGUGUUUGUGUUUUUAUACAAAAUAGUAUUUUCAUCAGAGAAUAUCCAAUUAAGUCAGGAAUAGUCUUUGGUGCAGUUAAAUUAAAAUGUUCUGUGUUUUACAGUGUCUUGUGAACACUGCGGGAUUUUUUUUUAAUGUAUCCUGUGUAUUUUUUACUUUGAUUUCUCUGUGGGGACAGUUUUUUGCUAAUGUGUUAGUGUAUGGUUGUAUGUGGUUUUGUGUUGUCUUUACUGUUUGUUGCAAGCCCAAUAAGAUUGCAAUGCUUACACUGCUGCACUGCUGGAACACUUAAAUCAUCAUUUCAAACACUACAGGCCUUAAGACAAAGUCCCAGAAGGAAAUUUAGAAACUUCUUCACUAUCUUAAAGAUUGUAGCUAAAUGUUUAUUAACAUAAUUAUAGUGUGGAGGAUUUGAAAUAGUUUACAUACAGAAUUACCCAACACUUUCUGUUUUUUACUUUUUGAAUAAAAGUACUUUGUACAAGCUUUUAUUGGCACAGAAUGCAGUGGUAUCUUUUCUUAUCACACGGCAAAACAUUGAAAAGAAAAAAAUUAAAAAUCGCAAAGUCAGUGUCCCGCAUUUGAUCUUGUCUCUGCUUUGUAACAUGAUACUUUAUUGAUAAUGGUUAAUAUUUUGUAGCUAUAGAUCAUUUGUAUGUAUGCAAAAUUGAGGUUAAAUAAAUUGUGAAAACUGGGAGUAAA